AGAUUGACAAAAUCGGAGAUUUUUAAGAAUCUCGAGUCAAGUUGGUUCCUUAAAAUUAAUCUCAAUUUUUGUAUUGCAAUUAAGAAUGUAUCUCAAUCUACUGCUGACAUCUAUGUGAGCUACAGGAAAACAAUAUGAAACUUUCACCAUUUUGGCUUCAAUCACUAGACUCAAGGAAAACUGUAGUUUUAAGCAUUUUAUGAUAAAAUGUUGAUCAAUGAGAUUCCCGAUGAUUGUUUGCUAGCCAUUUUUGAAUAUUUGGUUAACACAGAUGAUUUAAUAAACUGCUAUAAAGUGUGCGUUAAAUGGAGCAAUUUAAUUGCUAAGCGGACUAAAAGAACUAAAUAUUUGAUCGAUCAGUGUGGUUAUUCAUUUGACACUGUUUAUUAUUGUAGACCAUGUCCGAUUGAUUCAACAUAUCUGAGUAAAUUAUUUACAAAUCUUACAAUUGCUGAAUUGUCUUUCAAGUUUAGUGAUGAACUAGAGCAUAUUAUUCAAUUUGUCACCAAACAAAAAUGUUUGAAAGGAUUAGUCAAUCCACGCGAUGAACCAAUAGAAAAAUAUUGUGAUAACCUCGAAAUGUUAUAUGCAGAUAAUUUCAAUCCAAACAAUUUACGAAAUGGUUCCAUCUUAAAGCAAUUGGUCAUUUGGGAUUAUAGUCUAGAGGCUUUGACGAGAGAUGCUCAUUUGUUCCCAAACCUUGAAAGACUACAGAUUGGAAUUAGAGAUUAUGAAAAUAUGGCGCCCAGAAAUGUUCGAAAUGAAAUCCUUCGUUCAGACAAUCCCUACGAUGGUCCAGUAUUGGAAAAGCUCAAAAUACUUGAGUUGACCUUUGAUCGUCAUCAUGACAUUUGUUAUGGUUUCCAGUUGAUGGAUUCAUGUCCAAAUUUACAAAGUGCAUAUAUUUCCAAUAGCUCUACAAAUUGGUUUAUUGAUGAAAAAUUGAAACACAAAUGUUUACAAGAUUUAGUUAUAGAUUUUUAUGAAACCGUUGGAUGUAUAAACGCUAUUGAUCACUGGGAUAUUUUAAGAAGAUUGUUUAUGAAGUAUCCGAAUCUCAAACAUCUUAGGUUGAGGUGCCGUAAGGUUUUAACAGAUACACAUAUCGAGCAAUUGGUGCGUAUUUUACCCAAUUUAGUGCUAUUGGAUGUAAGAGAGUCUCAAGACGUCACUCAAAGAGCUGCUGAUUAUGUUAAAGAUCAUUGUAGAAGAAAUGGACGAUCAAUCAAAUUUUACUUCAAAGGUAAUGAACAUGAAAUCAAAUCAGAUUGGCCUCAAUCAACCAUUAAAUACGAAACAUUAAGACGAGGCUUUGAUUUCAUGAAACAUUGCUUUUUCAAAGACUUUGCUGAACUUUCACCUUUAUUGGUUCCAUUUGGUUAUUGAAAAGUACUUAUUAAUAUAUUUGUUAUUUUGUACCUCGAAAGCCCAUUCGAAGAGUUUCAACUCAAUCUCUAUGAUUCAUCCAUUUUAUUUCGCGAUCUACUUUCUAGUGAAUAUUAUCUAUUGUCUAACCUUUAUUAGAACUUUAGAUCCGUAGAUAACUUUCAUCGAGGUUUUAUUAUAAAAAUAAUGAUUGGUAAAAGAUGAAUGAUUGUAUAGCUAUUUUUAAAUAAAACAAACAUGUCAACACUGUAAACACUAUUGUCUAUGUUCAUAUGGAAGUUGAUUCUAUUCAAACGAGAAUGAUUGUAAUCAUGAUUAAAGGUGUUUCCGAUGAAAAA
Tetranychus urticae (two-spotted spider mite) is the source of this 1724-nucleotide messenger RNA. The record is from RefSeq and is a predicted model, not a curated record. NCBI's taxonomy places the organism in Eukaryota, Metazoa, Arthropoda, Arachnida, Trombidiformes, Tetranychidae.